Talaromyces marneffei is the source of this 720-nucleotide messenger RNA. RefSeq lists its product as uncharacterized. Gene Ontology annotation, biological process: L-ascorbic acid biosynthetic process. The coding region runs from base 1 to 720 and encodes 239 amino acids. Lineage: Eukaryota; Fungi; Ascomycota; Eurotiomycetes; Eurotiales; Trichocomaceae. Gene Ontology annotation, molecular function: gluconolactonase activity; calcium ion binding. The record is from RefSeq and is a predicted model, not a curated record. The transcript has 2 exons.
AUGAUCGAUGACACGGGGAAUAACACCCAGAUUGUAGUGGCGGCCAAACACGGUUUUGCUACCAUGGACUACCAAUCAGGUGCCUUGACUUAUAUCCAUCGCACGCAUAUCUCUGAGGAGCAAGCGUAUAGAAUGCGCUUCAAUGACGGCGCGGUCGACAAUCAAGGCCGCUUUUGGGCAGGCUCAAGUAUCGAUCACAAGUAUGUCCAGGGUAAACACGCGGGUACUCUCUACCGACUAGACUCAGACAUGAGUUUACACGAAAUGGUGCAUCAAAUAACGACGCCCAAUGGAAUGGGCUGGAAUAGCGCCGACGACACCAUGUACAUCACCGAUUCGCCUCACGGGAAGAUAUACGCCUAUGAAUUCGACGCGCGAACAGGGUCGAUCUCCAAUAAGCGCGAUUUCCUUACUCUUGAAGCCAACUAUGGCGAACCAGACGGAUUCGCUAUGGAUGUAGAGGGGAAUCUCUGGGUUGCUGUGUGGCGAGGCAGUCGCAUCAUUCGAGUCAAUCCAAAGGGCGAGAUUACCGGAGAGAUCUUAUUCCCUACACGGUUUGUCACUUGCCCCGAGUUCGUGGGGUCGGAGCUGAUCGUAAUGACGGCCAUGGAGCAAGAGCCAUAUAAAUAUCCGGAGUCAGCUAGAUGUGGUGGAAAAGUAUAUAAAGUGGAUGUUGGCGUACGAGGGAAACCUCGAAAUGCCUUCCGGAGACGAUCUUGA